Molecule: messenger RNA, 2781 nt
Organism: Callorhinus ursinus (northern fur seal)
Lineage: Eukaryota; Metazoa; Chordata; Mammalia; Carnivora; Otariidae
Gene: TMEM144
Product: transmembrane protein 144
Biological process (GO): carbohydrate transmembrane transport
Cellular component (GO): membrane
Molecular function (GO): carbohydrate transmembrane transporter activity
Source: RefSeq, a predicted model, not a curated record
UAAGUGUCCCCGCAGGAAAUAAUGGCUGGCCCGGCAGCCAGGUCGCGCCGAGGCAACAGACCUCUGGGUAAUAGGUGCUAGAUAGAGCCCUCCCUUCUCCCGCCCAGUCAAAGGUAAUUUGUCCCGGCAGGAAGUAAAGGCCCGCCGGGCUGUCCCAGCAGCUGGGGGAAUAGGCGGGUGCAGGCUCCGCAGCGGCGCAGUGCAGACUGAUCGAGUGGGUGCUGAGCGGGAGGGAGUUUCAGCGCCAGCGCGAGCGCAAAGCUCUUGAAAAGGACAUCAAGUAUAAAGUGAACCGGCUCACUCUCAGACAGUACUGGAACCAUGAGCAGUAACGGAACAGACCUAACCAUUGGUUUCAUCUCCUCUUCUGUAGCUGUCCUUUUGUUUGGCUCAAACUUUGUGCCACUUAAAAAAUACGAUACUGGUGAUGGAAUGUUUCUCCAGUGGGUGCUUUGUGCUGCCAUAUGGUUGAUUGCCCUGGUGGUCAAUCUGAUAUUACAUUGCCCUAAAUUUUGGCCUUUCGCAAUGGUUGGGGGCUGCAUUUGGGCAACAGGGAACAUUGCUGUUGUCCCAAUUAUCAAAACCAUUGGUUUAGGCCUUGGAAUCUUAAUCUGGGGAUCAUUUAAUACCUUAACUGGCUGGGCAAGCUCAAGGUUUGGCUGGUUUGGAAUGGACGCAGAAGAAGUAUCAAAACCGGUGCUGAAUUAUGUUGGAGCUGGAUUAUCAGUAGUGAGUGCUUUCAUAUUUUUGUUCAUCAAAAGUGAAAUACCAAAUAACACGUGUUCUGUGGACACCACACCAUUAAUGACAGAUCAUGUGAUCAACAACACUCAAGAUUCCUGCCCUGAUUAUUCCUGGGUGGAUAAACUUUCCACAGUACAACAGCGCACAGUGGGCUGCAGUCUUGCAGUGAUAUCUGGAAUACUCUAUGGGUCUACAUUUGUGCCCAUCAUUUAUAUCAAGGACCACAGCAAAAGAAAUGACAGUAUAUACGCAGGGGCAAGCCAGUAUGAUUUAGACUACGUUUUUGCACACUUCAGUGGCAUCUUUUUUACAAGCACAGUCUAUUUUCUGGCCUACUGUAUAACCAUGAAAAAUAACCUUAAGUUAUAUCCUGAAGCAGUCUUGCCAGGAUUCCUGUCAGGAGUUCUUUGGGCAAUAGCCACCUGCUGUUGGUUCAUAGCUAAUCAUGCUCUCAGUGCUGUGGUCAGUUUUCCAAUAAUCACUGCUGGUCCAGGAUUUAUAGCUGCAAUGUGGGGUGUCUUCGUGUUUAAGGAAAUACAGGGUCUACAAAACUACCUAUUGAUGAUAUUUGCAUUUUUCAUCAUCUUGAGUGGAGCAUUAUGCACUGCUUUCUCUAAACUCUAACAAUCACAAGACCGGCAGAUGGCAGCAGUGGGUAAGAGAACCCUGCUACAGGACUCCGAGGGAUCAUGCUGAGAAGAGAGUUCAUUUUCUUAAAGCAAAUGGAUCUCAACCGGUCUGGGUAAAUGAUUUUUUUUUCCCACAGAUGUGAGAAUAAAGGAAAACUAAGUUUCGGUCAAGUAUAAAAAUGGAAAAUUCUUCUAAUGAACUAUUUAUGAUGGUAGGACUUUACUGGGUGACUAAAAUGUCCGCCUUCUUACAGCAUUACAGCUGAGAGUGCUCCUUUUACCACAAUAUGUACUCGGGGUUGCAUAAGCAGCAAAACAGUGUGGAGUUCAUAUACACAAAGAAUUUUGUGUAUAUGAAAGUUUCCAACAUAUUACCAAGUUUCCAACAUAUUACCCUCGUUAAUGCAGAGAGGCAGAAAAAUGUUGGGGAGAGACCUUACCUUAUAAUGGAAUUAGAUUCCAAAGCUAUCUAGAUCCUUUGCCAGAAAAAGUAAACGUCAGAGUCAGUAACUGAAUAUGAAAAAGGCCAUUUCAUUUUUUGCCCAAACUUAUUUUUACUUCAAAUUAAUAUUGCUCAACUCUACGUCACCCCCUCAAAAUGCUUUUGAUCAUCUCCAGAUAAAAUCCACCUUCAGAGAACAAAAAUUUCCAACCAUUGAGAAUAUGUGUAUAAUACAUAUACAGACAUAUACAGUUACACGUAAAUACACACAUAUAUGUCUGUGUGAUUCCAAACUUGGGAGAAAUUCUACAGUUGCUAUAGUGAGGGUCUAGAUUAUUAGAAUAAGAAUUUGCAGGGACCAAACACUUAUUUGUAUGUAAAAAUUUUUUUUUUCUGAAAUAUGCUUUUCUAAAAUCCCUUUUUAAACUGGAAGUUUUCUUCCACUUUUAACUGGUGGUUUUCAUUAGGGAAAAAAAAUAAUGGACAUGUUAUUUAUAUAUAUAUAUUCAAAAGAGACAGAAUACCACUAACCCAAAUGGGUUUCAUCUUCAUUGUAUGACUUUGAAGAAGUUCCUGAGCCUCCUGUAUCAGAUUCCUCAUCUAUAAAAUGGACAUAAUGAUAAUGAUAAUAUAAUGUUAUUGUAAGGUUCAAAUUAAUUAAAAUCCGUAACAUGCUCAUGAGUAUCUGGCACUUGGCAAACAUUGUAUAAUUCUUAGCUAUAAUUGUUAUUUACUGUUUGAGCAAGAAAAUGUGUCUAUAGAUUGGAGAAUGUUUUGUAAGAGCUACUGCUCUCACCACCAACCUAAACAACAAAUUAUUAUUCAUUCCUGUAUUUGAGUGCAAUUUAAGUAAUGAUACUGGAGUCUCUAUUUCAUUAUUGAAUUCUUUGAUUGUAACACCUUACCAAAACUCAUUUUAAUUUUAACCUGAAAUAUUAAUUAUGUUGAUAACUUUAAAUAAAUUGA